UCAGCCCUCGCUCCUCGCGGGGGUUACCAUAGCUACCUUGCACACCGCAUCUCGGUCUCCCUAGUCGGUCCUGGCUGGCCGCAGGGAAGAGCCGGCACCAUGAGUCACGUAGUGACCAUCGAAGAGCCCCAGGCCAAGCCGCCGGUGUCUCAAACCCGGUGCAGAGGGAGGUCGGGGCCCUGGGGCAAAGUCUCUGCCAAUCGAACAUAUGAUUUCCUAUACGAUCCAUUGUUUAUCGUGUCAAGUGAGAAAGAACACAACCAGGCAAACAUUCAGGCCACCCUGAUUCGAAGCAGACUGAGAAGGGUUCCCAGGUAUAGAACCAUGUUCAGUAGCCUGUUUCAUUAUCCAAGAUAUUCUGUAUAUUGGAACAAGGCAGAUCCUGUUCCAUCAUUCAUCAGUCGGGACUGGAAGGGACAUGAGGAGAGACACAAAGAAGCCCUCCGGAAACUUGCUGUAACUGACACUUCUUUUCCGAUGCCUAAAGAAGUUUAUGAAGAUCCUGAUGUUACUGGAAAGAAUCGCUAUAAAUAUUUUGAAAGGCCUUUCCUUCCAUUUUAUCAACAGUUGCCAUUCAAUGUUGUUUUUGCAUCAACCAGGGCAGAGCCAUAUACCUUUCCUCCUCCUUCCACUAAGUGCCUCCCCAUUCCUUCAAAGUAUACUGUGGGCACUCAGACUGAUUAUCGCGAUGCCGAAGUUCAGACAGACCCGUAUUCUCCAGAAUACAUAGUAUGUCAGAAUUCCAUCCCUGAACUGCUGACCCUGGCUACUCUCACUUGGGGUCGAGGUCUCCCGGCAGGACAAGCUGAGGUAGAGAUGAUAGAACGUGCCCGGGAGAAGCGUGCUUGGGAAGCCACUCUCCCCACUCUGAGUGACACCUCCCAGUUUGAGAAGAGGAGGAGGAUGAUGAAUGCCAUGGAGAGGAAGGAGUGGGCCUUCAGAGAGCAGGAGAUCGAAAAACUGCAGGAGAUUCGCCUGGAAGUUCUAAAAGAGCUGCUGAAGAAGCGUGAUGAGAAUCAAAAUGAAGUAAACAUGGCGUGCUUGAAUGCCCAGUGGUCUAAACUGCAGGAGGUGAAGGAGGCAAAGUUGGCACAGAUUCACCACACACACGUAUCAGCAAUCAGAAAACUUUUGGGAAAGGGAAAGAAUAUAGAAGGGAAGUUGGAGAGAAGAAAUAUCAUCAAGGAUUAUUCUGAUUAUGCAUCACAGGUCUAUGGACCUCUAUCUCGCCUUGGUCGUUUCACAGACAACAACUCAGAGGACUUUGUAGUAAAAAACCACUAUCUCAACACCUAUGAAGGAUUAGUCGAACUUGAGUCAUGUCUCCCAGAUUUUGUGACACAACCCCGAAUCAGAUCUCCAAAACCAAAAGUCACUACCACCAAAGAUGGUUUUCUAAAGAGGGCUGCAAGGAUGGACCAUGAGUUGGCAGAGUUUCAUAAGGCACUGUUGGAAAAGAAGAAUAAGGGCCCCGAAGCAAAGAAACCAUUGCGUUUUCUUCAAAGAAAGCCAAUACCUCAACCUCGACUUCCAACUCCAACUUUGGAGAUGAAUUCCAAUGAAGAAGAAGAUAUAGAAAUGGCUGUGAUCUACCUUCAAAAGUUACUCCGGGGCAGAGUCGUUCAGAACAUGAUGUUUGAAGGAAAAGAGAAGCGACUGGAGUUGAUCCAGGAGCUGCGCACCAGCCACGCACUGCAAGAAGAGGACAGGCUGGUGAAGAAAGCCGAGAAGCAGGUGACCCUGGCCUUGCAGCGACAGAGGAACCUGCACGAGCACAAGGUGUCACUGAUUGAAAACCAUUUGGCUGGACUGGAAGGAUGGGUGCUGGCAGACAUGUUUGACUUCCUGUCCAAAGAGCUGGUGAGACUGCAGGAGGAGAGGAGGGUCCACGCCCUGGUCAUGUUGGCCGAGAGGCAGCGCAGGAUGCGUGAAGCCGAAGAGAGUGGCCGGCGCCAGGUGGAAGAGAGGCGCCUGCAGGAGGAGGACCAGAUAUUUAAGGAGGUAAUUAAAGUUCACCAAAGUACUAUAACUUCCUAUCUGGAGGAUAUAAUACUGAACACUGAAGAGAAUACUGCAGAAGAACAAGCCAGGGCAGAAAUAGAGAAGAUGGCUGAGGAAAUCAAUGACAUUGCUUAUGAAAUGGAAAGCCGUCGAACUCAGCUUCAGUCAGAGGAGAUCGUUGGCGAGUUGGUUUAUAGUUUCCUGAUCCCAGAGUUGCAAAAGGACUUUGUCAAAGAAAAAGUGAGGAACGCACAGCAGAAGCACAUCCUCGCAGCCCAUAAGGUCAUCCACAGGCACACGGAAGACAUGCUCCAGAAGCAUUGUGUUGAGCAACAGCAAGCAUCAGACACUGAGCUACUUGAGGGAGAAACUGAAAAUGAGCAAAACAGCUAAGGGUAAAUCCUAAAGGAUAGUGAAAAGAUGUAUGACAUCUAAACUAAUAAAAGAAAAUGAAAUAAAUAAAAAACACUCAAUACAAAAGGAGGACAGAAGGAGAGAAAAAGGAAACAGAACCAAUAGAAAGCACUGAAUAAAAUGGUAGGUGUUUAUCAUUGAUUCAUCAUUUAAUUACAUUAAAUGUAAAUAGACUAACUGCUCAAAGUCAAGUCAGAAUUUGUCAGACUGAAUUUAAAAAAUAACUCAAUUGUAUGCCUUUUAUGUGUAAGAUCUAAAUAUGCAGAAUGGUUACAAGUUAAAGGAAAGUAAAAGACACCAUGAAAACACCAUCCACAGGAAAGCUGAUGUUAACUAUAUUAAUGACAAACAAAGAAGACUUUAAGCCAGAAAGCACUUACUAGAGCAAAAGAGGGACACUUCAUAAAGAUAAAGGUUUAAUUCAUUGGGAAGGUAUAAUAAGUCACAAUUUGAAUAUAUCUAAUAACAUAGCCUCAACCUAUAUGAAGCAAAGGUUAAGAGAGCUGCAAGGAGAAAUAGAAAAAUCCGUAAUAAUGCUGGGAAUUUUAAUCUCUAUCAGGAACUGAUAUGGCAAGCAGAGGAAAAAAACUAAAAAAGAGAAGAUUUGAGACAUAUAGUUAAGAAACUUCACCUGAUAGACAUUUAUAGAAUAUUAUACCCAACAACUCCAGGAUGCAAAUUAUUUUCAAGCACACAGAGAACAUUUGCAAAAACUGACUAUAUACUGUGUCAUAAAGCAAGUGUCAACUAUUUCAAAGUUUAAAUCAUGGCAAAGUGUGUUCUCUGAUAAAAAUGUAAUGAAACUAGAAAUCAAUGACAAGAUAAUUCUAAUUUGUUUGGAAAUUAGGAAAUUCAGGUGUAAAUAAUCUGUUCAUCAAAGAAAAUACCAGAAUAGAAACUUGAAAAUAUUUUGAACUGAAAAAUGACGAAAAUGCUACAUAUGUAUCCAACAUGUAAAAUGGGACUGAUGUGGUGCUUAGAUGGAAAUUUGUAGGCUUAAAGGCAUUUAUUAGAAGAGAAAAGGUGUAAGUAAGACUAAGUAUCCUUUUCCAGAAUUUAGAAAAAGAAUGGCAAAUUAGAUGCAAAAAAAGUAAAAGGAAGGAAACAAAAGUAACAGGAAUUAAUAAAACAAAAUAGACAUGUCUUCUGAUUCUAAGUAGAUACAGUAGGUAGCUUCAAGAAAUAGAGAAAGUUAUGGAUAUAUUGUAAAUGUAACCUUUCAGAGACAGUGAAGAGCUCUGGCAAUAAAGGGGAACUUGAUGAACUAAAAUGGUAGAGAGGAAAGAGUCCUUCCUAAGUGAUCUAAGAUCACUGGCCAUUUUCUUCCCUUGAGGCAAUGGCCAAAUCUGGUUAUAAGACUUUACUAAGGGAAACAGAAACCAGCAAGACUUCUAAAAACUGUGUGAGCAAGCAUGAUGGACUGGAAUCUGGAGGAGCCCCAGACGUAAGGCCAAAUUUCCCUAGAAUGUCAGCUUUAGGUUUCUGGUAGAUAACCCCUUCACUAAUAGAAAGAUGUUUGAAUCUAUCAUGUGUUCUUUAGCCAGCUGUGUCAAUGUGAUCCUCACUCAGCCUCAUGGAUUUAUCCACUGUUAAUUCAUUGUUCCAUGAAUUUUUUUUUUUUAUCAGAAAUAGCAGAAUAUCCUGACUUUCCCUACCACCGUGAUGUUUGAUGGCUUAGCAGUGGUAACAUUUUUGUGUGAUUUUUUGAGCUUAGAACAAGAUUGAGAUUUUUCUAAGAAAACUACCCUUAACCACCAUCAUGGAACACUGAAUGACUUUGGAAAUUAGCUCUUGCUGCAGACUUGGUAAUAUUUUUAUAAUGAAUCCAAUCUAAAAUUACAAGGCAAAACAGAACCUGUAUGUAGAAUUUAUAUUAUGAUAAAGUCAUUUCAAUGGCAACUAACAUUGUCUGAAUCACUAGUAAUAGUAAGCUGCUUUAUAUACUUCCCGUGCUGCCAAAGCUAAAAACACAAGGUGUCCAUUCCCAUGCAUAUUUGCAGUGAAUGUAUUUUCUGAGCUUAAACUAUACUUCCAGGAGCAUUUUUUGGACCUUGAAACAAGUGCAAAGGAAAUUUCUAUAUUUCAAAGUUAUUUAACUGUGCAGUGGAGGCAUGUCCAUCUAACCUUCAUGGAAGUGAUUAAUCUGCAUUAUAAUGAUGUGCUAAAAGGCAAAUAUCGAGAAGAAUCUAAUGGAAUUCUAUAAAUGCCUUCCAAGCAAUAAAUAUGCACAAUUAAAAGCACAUGCUUAUGGAUUCAGAUCAGUAUUGCCAGCACCUAUCUGUGAAAGACAUUUUUUUAAAUUGAAGUAUAGUUGAUUUACAUAUUUUGUUGGUUUCAGGUAUACAGCAAAGUGAUUCAGUUUUAAAAUUCUUUUCCAUUAUACGUUAUUACAAGAUAUUGAAUAUAAUUCCCUGUGCUAUACAGCAAAUCCUUAUUGUUUAUCUAUUUUAUAUAUGGUAGUGUGUAUCUAUUAAUCAUAUAUUCCUAAUUUUUCCCUCCCUGCCCCUUUCCCCUUUGGUAACCGUAAGUUUGUUUUCUAUGUCUGUGAGUCUGUUUCUGUUCUGUACUAUUUUUUAGAUUCCACAUAUAAGUGAUAUCAUAUAAUAUUUGUCUUAAAGACAUUUUCGAAACUGCAAUGGGGGGAAGUCUCAUUACACAUCACCAUUAACAGAUGAACAUUUGCAACCACUUUAAACUACCUGAACCCCAAUUAAGCAAAAUGUUAUCCCCUAAAUAAGAGUUUCAUUCUUUUUUUCAGGAGACCUGUAUUACAAAAAACUGUGGGCAGUUAUUAUUACUGUCUUCUGAAUUUCAUCAAUAAAAAUUUGUGAAAAUUUGUUUUCUUUCUUGUUAUUUUAGUACCUAUAUAAUAUGCUUGAUUUUGUCUUUUGGCCCACAAAGUCUAAAAUAUUUACUGUCAGGCCCUUUGCAGAAAAAGUUUGUUAAUUCCUACUCUACAGCAGAUAAAAAGAGUGAAAAAGAACUAAAGACAAACACAUGGAUGAAUCUCACAAAUAUAAUAAGAACUGAAAGAAGCCAAAUCCAAAAAAAAAAAAAUCUACUAUGAGUCUAUUUAUAUAAAAUUCAAAAUCAGCACUAAACUGUGUGUUGAGGAAUGUACACUUAGGUAAUGAUAUAAAGAAAAGCAAGGAACUGAUUACUGUAAAAAUCAAAUAAAAAUCAGAAUAGUGAUUUCUUUUAGAGGGUAAGAAGAGGGUUGUGAUUGGAACAAAGUGAGAGCUUAUGGGAUUUUUUGCUCUGGGUGGUAUUUACAGAGAUGAGUAGUACACAUUAAUUCAUUAAGCUGUACAAUGAUUUUUUUUGUACUUUCCUUUGUGUGUCAUAUUCUGUAGUUAAAAGUUAGAAAUACCUAUGUAGAUAUAUGAACAUGUACAUACAUGCAUUAUGCUUGCAAUAUACACAGAAUAAUCCUAGAAAGAUCAAUGUGAACUUGGUAAGUAGUUGUUGGCAUGGAAACUGAGGACUGUAGGUCAGACUGGGGGGAAAGAGGCUUACUUUCCACAUGUUUCUGUCCUUUUGUAGUUUGAAUUUUUUUUUACUAUAUACACAUAUUAAUUUUUAAGUUAUACUAGUUAAUGUAAAGUCUUUUUUCAAGUUGUAGAAUUUGGAAACUGAGACUAACUGAGGUGAGUUAGGAAACGUUUGGAUCAUGGGGCCUGUAAGCGGCCGAGCUGGGAUAUGUCUGGGGCUGUGUGACUUCAAAACCAGGACUCUGUGUAAUUGUAUCACAGUAAUCUUUUGGGUGUAUUGAUCUGAUAAUGAUUGUUUCUAAAAAGAUGACAUAAUCAUAAAUAUUUGUGUUGUUUUUUACAGACUAUGAUCUUUUUAAAAAGAAGCUAUACAAAUCAUCAUAGAGCAUUCCAGUCCUCUGUGCUUCUCCUAAGAUGUGCAGCUCUUAUGGGCUUGUCAAUAUGUGAUGCAUGAGAAAACAGAUUUAUUUUCUUUAAACUCCCAAUAAUUUAAAAUGAUUUUCAGUAAUAAUAAUCAAAUGAAGGAGCCUUAUUCUCUUUGGUGUUUCCCAGAGGCUCUACUUCAAAAGAAAAUUUUCUCAUGUCUCAUUUCAACAUUUCGUUAACUAUGAAGAUAUGCCAGCUCGUUGAAUCAAAUAAAAAAUGUUACUGGAUAUUUGAGUGGUUUUGGUUUGCUAUUCAUAGUGCAUUGGCAUUAUCUGUUAAGACUGAAAAUAUGCAAUCCCCAUGACCCAGCAUUUCAUUCUCACAUUUCAUUCUCUGGAAGAAAUGCAUGAGUAUGUACACCAACAGGCAUGACAAGAAUGCUGUAGCAGUACUAUUCAUGCUGGCCCCAAAUGUCUAUCUACAUAGGAAUAGAAAAGUAAACCUUGGUAUAUCCAUACAAUGGCACAUCAAGUCACCACUGAGCUUUAGCUCUGAGAAGUAUAUUCAUGCAACACCCAUGGAGAGGGUGCUGCUGGAGAGCAAUUUGCCCAUCCUACAUGUUGACAAGUGUCAGGGCUGAAUGGAUCUCUCCUCAUUUAAAGAUCAGUAAAUAGGAAAAACAAUAAAUAAACAAAAGCAUCCACAACAAAUCAACAUAGGACCCAUGUAAAGAACUUAUAAAAGAAAAUGUAUGUUAUCGGAAAACAAUAAAAGCAUAUCUUAGGAAAUAUCUUACUGUAAUAGGGAAGAGCUAGUUCUGACUCCAUGUUGGAUCUGUUUCUUUUACUUUAACCUUUGCUUUUCAUUGCUUUUGUUACUAGAGUCACUGUCUAUAACUGUAAGCUUAAUGGCCUGCCACAGGGAACCCUGCUCCUCUGCCUGUUAAACUACAGUGCCUUUGUUCAGCUCACAGAGAGACAUUCUGACCCUGUCCACCUGUGAAUGGCUGCAGAAAAGAAGAAAUUAACACAUCCCCUCCUCAAUGCGGCCAAGCAAGGAGAUAUUUUGCAAGAUAAAUGGCCUUUUUACUUUACUUCCUCACCUCCUCCCCCUCUCUGUUCUAUAAAAGAAACUGGCAUCCAGACGUGGAUAAGAUGGUUAUGGUGAGUCUUUAGUCUGUUAUCUUCUCGGCCUGCUGGCUUUCAGAAUAAAGUCACUAUUCCUUGUCUCAACACCUCAUCUCCUGAUUUAUUGGCCUGUCGCGCAGUGAGCAGAGUGAGCUUGGACUCGGUAACAAAUUUGGCUUAGCCAGCCAGGAGCCUUGCUGAUCGUGGCUAGCGGAGCAAGGCCCUAGCAGCUGCCAGGACCAUUUGUCCUGUGGAUCUUCCCUUCAGAACUCCCUGAAGUGGCACCAGCUACCCCAGCACUUGGCAGUUGGUGCAAGGAACUGAAAAACUUCUAUGAGUCGACAGACUCAAUUCUGGAGGGUAAGUUGCUCAGGUGUGCACACCGGGACCAUAUUCCCCCCUCAAUUUGGGCUUUUCCUUUAUAAGACAAGCUAAUUUGUUUGGUUGGGGUACCCUGUUGGAGAAGGGAAUUGUUGGACUCUACCUGAUUUGGGAACGGGUUCAUUGGUUUUGGUUUUGUGUGCGUCAGUGUUGGAAUUUGUGCUUUUUGUGUUGGAAUUUGUUUGCAUCUUUUGUGUUUUGGUGUCAUCAAACUUAUGAAAAUGGGAAAUAACUCCAACUAUCCUGAAGAAGAGCCCUUUGGGGGUGUAUAUUAAAUAAAUGGGCAAAACAUAGAUGUGAACCUAUGACUAAGAGAGACAUGAUAUACUAUUGUAAUAGGGUGUGGACCCAAUGUAUUUAAGUUCAGAAGAGCAAUGGCCCCUGAAUGACUCACUCAAUUAUUACACGAUCUCACAAUUAGAAGUGUUUUGCAAAAGGGCAAAGAAAAGAGAUGAGAUUCCAUAUGUAGGAGCAUUUAUGCUACUGCAUCAGGAGGAAAAGGAGUCAGAGGGCUGCCACCUUAUGGUGUAGUGGUCUGAAAGGAAACCCAAGGGGAAACCUGUUCUACAAGAAGAGGGAGAAAAUGAGAGUGGGGACAUGUUACUUCAAAAUCUAAAGCCCCUCCGGCCUAUCCAGCUCCCCCACUGGCCGAGCAGGCUGCACCGGCAGUCGUUCCAUCUGCCCCCCAUGCCACCAACAUAUUCACUCCUUUCACCAUCUCCUGUUUCUCCUACCCAUGGGGAUCGAAUAGAAGUUUCUAUAUUAACCCCUGGAGCAUAGGGACGUAGUUUAGUAUUACCAUCUAAGACCCGACAGGGCACCCAAUUUGGACUGGGAGCCACUUCCACAGCAGGGCAAUUUCCCUUGCACUGAUAUCCUGUAAGAGGCCAGGAGACUCCUUUAGACUUGAGGCAUCUGAUUCUAAUUUCCCCACAGGAGCCCUGGGUAACUCUGACAGUAGGGAACAAGUUGAUUGACUUUCUAAUAGAUACAGUGCCACAUAUUAUGUGGUAAACACCAAGGUGGCACAGAAAACAUCUCAGUCUAUCCCGGUCACAGGAAUUUCUGGAGAAGUACAAAACCAUUCAUUCUUACAACCUCUUAGAAUGCCAACUAGGGAACCUCACCCUGAAACACAGCUUCUUAUAUAUGCCAGAGUAUCCAACCCCCGUUUUUUGGGACAAGUCUUCUUUGUAAAUUAAAUGCUCAAGUAACUUUUUCACCAGAACAGCUUGACAUCAGGGCCCCACCAGAGCACUCUUUAAGCCUACAAAUGGCACUCAUGGAAACCCCAGAGAAGGAAACAAAGUCAUCCUAGGAGAAACUUGCCUGUAUCUUUGAGAUUCAAAUGUCCUAUCUGGUUUUCUCAAGAACUCUCAUCUCUGCCAUCUUUUUGAAAUGCAAAUUUUGAAAAGAGGGUAAAGUAAUUUAGAACUUGACUUGUUUUCCCUAACUAUAAGGAAAAAGGGUUGAGCCAUUUAGACAAGUGAGCUUGAUUUGUUCCAUCUGCCAGAAACCCAAUUUUAAUCCAACCUCUUUUGUAAACUGAUGGGUUUUACAUUGCUGUACCUGACUCAGGGCUGAAAUUCUGAAAGGAGAGCUAUGAGGUCUCUCUGGUUGGUUGUGUUUAUGUCUUUGUCUUUGGAUAACAUUGCUGAGGUUAAUCUGUAAAUGAGUUCUAUUUAAUUGGCUUAAAGAAAAGUAAGCGCUUACAAACUAAACAAUUCUAAAUACAAGAGAAAUUAAGCUAAAUGAGUUUCAGGUUCUCUUGAACUGGGAAAUAUUUAGUAUUAAAUUAAUACCUCGGGGGCUUCCCUGGUGGCGCAGUGGUUGAGUGCUAAUGCAGGGAACACGGGUUCAAGCCCUGGUCUGGGAGGAUACCAAAUGCCAUGGAGCAACUAGGCCCGUGAGCCACAACUACUGAGCCUGCACGUCUGGAGCCUGUGCUCCGCAACAAGAGAGGCUGCGAUAGUGAGAGGCCCAUGCACCGCGAUGAAGAGUGGCCCCCACUUGCCACAACUAGAGAAAGUCCUCGCACAGAAACGAAGACCCAACACAGCAAAAAUAAAUUAAUUAAUUAAUAAACUCCUACCCCCAACAUCUUCUUUAAAAAAAAAUUAAUACCUGGUAUUAAUGUUUAAGUUUGUUGAUCUAAUUAAUAUAGACAUGUCUUUAGAGUCAUCAACAUUAAGUAUAAUACUUUUUUUUUUUUGCGGUACGCGGGCCUCUCACUGUUGUGGCCUCUCCCGUUGCAGAGCACAGGCUCGGGACGCGCAGUCUCAGCGGCCAUGGCUCACGGGCCUAGCCGCUCCGCGGCAUGUGGGAUCUUCCCGGACCAGGGCACGAACCCGUGUCCCCUGCAUCGGCAGGUGGACUCUCAACCACUGUGCCACCAGAGAAGCCCCAAGUAUAAUACUUUUACUGCACCUAGGUUUAAUAGAAGUUAAAUAAAACCUUGUUAUAUCUGUUGCAAACUUGUCAGCAUGAAAAAUAACUUGACAUGAUGAAAUUUUAAAGUAAAUGUAAAUAAGAGCUUCUAGGUAAACUCUAUAGGAAUAAUUACAUUCUGAAAAUUAUCUAAAAUAGCUUCUCCAGAUUUUGGUAACUAUUACUUGCCUCUUGGUUUUCACCAGAAAUUAAGCUUUUUGAGAGUCGGGAUUCUAAUUUAAAUAUGUAAUUAAAGCUACUGAAAAUAAUAAAACAUUUCAUUAUACAGGAGGAAAGAGCAAAAUAUGUUUUGAGUAAAAGGAGUUUUAUGCAUGGUCAGGCUGAGAUUAAACUUAACUGAGUAAAUGAAUUUUUAAAAGCUGGUGCAAAUCUUGAAUCUGGCUUUUCUGUUAACAGGACAAGUUUUCUUAAAAUGUCGAACUGCCUUUGAUAACAGAUUCUUAAGUUUCUUUACCUUUUAAGUGAUCAGUUCUGUAUUUACCUUUAGAAUCUUUUAUUGUUACUUUGGUUAAUGAAUAACAAUUGUUUCACAGUGACCUGUGAUCCUAUCUGACUGAGUGUUCUAGACUCUCUAGUUUUUUGACAAAACUUCCUAAAUCAAAUUCUAAUGAAGUCCUUUUGGACUCUAGCUAACUUUGGGAUUCUUCAAAGGGCUCCUGAAGCAUCCCAAAGCAAGAUAGGUUCAUUUGGUAUGUUAAAUUACACGGGAAGUAUUUUCAAAUGAGUAAUACAUCUUCUUAGGUUAUACUGUAUGGUAAAUGUUACUAAUAUAGACAUGCUAGAGAUUAUAUAAAGUUUCUGAAAUUUGAUAUGUCCUGGUAUAAUGUUAUAAUUUUAAUUGUUAUCUUAAAAUAUUGUAUGUCACAACAACUUGGAUAAACUUGUCAAGAAGAAUUGUAAUCAGAUCUUUAACCUUGCCUUUUUAAGACCUUCAUCAUUCAUAGGCAGCUAAGGUAAUACUUUGCAAAACUGCCAUAUCUUCAAGGAGAUUCAUAAAAAAGAAACUUUUUAACAAAUAUAAGUUUCUGAUAGCCUUUAGAUAAUACCACUGGACUGGGCAACAAAUGACAAAACUAAUGGGAAACCUGAUUACUUCAUCCAGAUAAACAGGAAUUAAUUACAUGGGACUGAAUGAACUGAUGAAUAUGGUUUAUGACUUUGGGAAAUAUACUAGCUUUAAUCUUUGUUUUCCAGAAAAACCUUUUCUCUUAUGCUGUGACCUAAGACAAGUUGAUAAAGUAUGUCUUUGUGAACAAAGAUGAAACAUUGAUCUUUUUCUCUCUACUUGAUCCUGCCAGAGUUUGGCCUCUCCAGCUGGCUCUCCUGUGGACUUGAUAUUUUACUGCAGCUGGAUUACAACUAGUUAUGCUAAUCAUUGCUUUAAUUUGUUCUUUGUUUCCAAACUGUUUGUGCUUUGUGUCUCCCUGCUGCCCUAUAACUUUGUCCGUGUUACUAGCUGCAUUACUUUUAUCCUGUCUAUUUUAUAAGAUUGUUGUCUAUUACAAUACCUAGUGUGUAACUAGGCCUCCAACAAAAUAGAUGAUGGUUAACAUCUUGAGGAAAUAGAUCACAUUUAUAACAUAAAAUAAUUGUAAUAGUGUGAUUCUAGGUAUGGGAAGAAGCAACAAGGGAAAAAUGUCUCCUGGAUCAUAAUUAGAGAGAGGAUCCAGAGAAUCUAAUUAUCAGUAGGGCCUAAUCCAAAAAUUAGCACCUGGAGUGGCAUAUCAAGAAUUUCUGCCUGAUCUAGGAUGAGCCUCCUAGCGCCGUGGGACAAAUUUGAUCAUGAAAUGUCUCCAAAACGUUGGUCAAAUUCCUGACCAAGAGGGGAGAAUUUGAGAAAUGGAAUAUUUCCUGCCACAUCAGUCAUCGGGGAUUGCAGCCCUCCAAUGUGAGCUGGUGAACCCUGAGGGAACUCAGGAAGGAAAAGAAUACCUGCCAUGUAGCAGCCAUCAGACUGCAGCCACUCCCUAUGGUGAGCCCUAAGGAAACUCAGGAUGUGAAAAAGCAGGAUACAGGCCCCAGAUAGCUGUGGUGCCUAUCAAAGGAAUGAUUUCAGUGAGCCCAGACUCUUGCAUCUUCCCAUACACAGAAAAGCGCAAAUUCCUUAACUCGAAAUGUUGCCUCCCGGGUUUGAACUCCUAAAAAAAUUCCCGCUGAAUAAAACAUAACUCUCAACUUUUAGGUUGUGAAUAUUUUUUAAGUCUCCAGGUGUAAAGUAGACACUUUACAAAGAGGAACAAAAGAAGACAAAUCUCAACAUUUGGAACACUGGCACCGCCGGUGGACACUCCCAGAAAGAUCCAUCUGAUGAAGCAGUUAGGAUGGUCGUCACCCCUUUUCCCAUAAUACUGUGGAAUGGACAUUGACAGUGGGGAACUGUAACAGGAAAGAGCCAAUUUUGACUCCAUGCUGGAUCUGUUUCUUUGACUUUAACCUUUGCUUUUUGUAACUUUUGUUAUAAUCAUACAUAAUGUUCCCUCUGCCUGAAUGUUAAACUAAAGUGCCUUUGUUCAGCUCACUGGGAGACAAUCUGACCCUGCCCACCUGUGAAUGACUGCAGAAAAGAAGAAAUUAAUACAUCCCCUCCCCGAUGCUGGCCAAGCCAGGCAAAACUAAUGGCCUUUUUACUUUACUUCCUCACCUCCUCCCCCUCUCUGUUCUAUAAAAGAAACUGGCAUCCAGACCCCCAUAAGAUGAUUAUUUUGAGACUUUAGUCUGCCAUCUUCUCCAUCUGCCAGCUUUGCUUUCCGAAUAAAGUAACUAUUC
Messenger RNA from Globicephala melas (long-finned pilot whale), 12994 nucleotides. RefSeq names its product cilia and flagella associated protein 91 (gene CFAP91). The record is from RefSeq and is a predicted model, not a curated record. NCBI's taxonomy places the organism in Eukaryota, Metazoa, Chordata, Mammalia, Artiodactyla, Delphinidae.